Rhizophagus irregularis DAOM 181602=DAOM 197198 is the source of this 555-nucleotide messenger RNA. NCBI's taxonomy places the organism in Eukaryota, Fungi, Glomeromycota, Glomeromycetes, Glomerales, Glomeraceae. The record is from RefSeq and is a predicted model, not a curated record.
AUGGGAACUCAAAAUGAAUUAAGCUAUAAUGAUAAUUUGGAUCAUUUGUCUUCCAAUCUAACGACAAAUUUUUCUUCGGGUUUGGUUAAAAUGAGCGCGUCGAAUAAAGUAUUAGAUAAAGAAUAUUUAAGGAUAUCAAAUAAUUUUGAUGUUAUGGAAUUGGAGUUAAUGGCAAUCUUUAUAGAAUUGAGAAUUGAUGUGGUCUACAAGGACAAUUUGGAAUAUUCAAUCUAUAGCUUUGUGGAAAUUGGGAAUGACAUGGCGGAUGCGUUAAGUAAAAUGUCCCUCGAAAAUAAUGAUAAUUCAGAAAUAUUUAUUAGUAUAAACGAUGAAACGGGAAACAGGAAUUGCUCUUUAAUUCCUUGUUAUAAUGUUAAUGAGAAAGUUAAACAAAAGUUUGUCAAAGAUACUUUGGAUAGAUGGGUAGGUUAUCAUUUAAAGACGGGAAAUAAUAUUAAGGAAAUAUGUACGAUGUUAGAUUUAUCGGAUUUAUGGAAUUAUCAUAAUUUAGUUGUAUUUAGAAGUUCUAGGGAAGAAUAUUCUAUAUUAGAUUAG